Molecule: messenger RNA, 1068 nt
Organism: Carica papaya (papaya)
Lineage: Eukaryota; Viridiplantae; Streptophyta; Magnoliopsida; Brassicales; Caricaceae
Product: 2-oxoglutarate (2OG) and Fe(II)-dependent oxygenase superfamily protein
Biological process (GO): peptidyl-proline hydroxylation to 4-hydroxy-L-proline
Cellular component (GO): endoplasmic reticulum
Molecular function (GO): iron ion binding; L-ascorbic acid binding; procollagen-proline 4-dioxygenase activity
Source: RefSeq, a predicted model, not a curated record
UGCGACUACCACUCGACCGAUAAAAGCCCAAGAAGACAGCGACCGGAAGUUGGUCUUGUUUGGCGACCUCCUUCAUUUCCUGUAUGGCAGGAACGCAGACGAGGAAGAGGAAAAUGGCGGAGAGAAAAGAAUCAGGUGUCAAGAAAGCAACGACAACAACCAUAACUAAGUGGCCAAUUAUCAAACCCAAGCAAAAUCUCCAAGUCGCUCGCCUUAAGGACACCGAUCUCUUCACCGUUCCAAACUUCUUCACUUCUGCUGAAUCGAAGGCAUUUAUUAAAGCGGCAGAGUCGAUUGGCUUUGCUCACCAAGGAAGUCUUGGUCCAACUAAAGGUGAAGCAUAUAGAGAUAAUGAUAGGAUCUCUGUGAAUGAUCCUAUUCUUGUGGAUACAAUAUGGCAAUCUGGGCUUUGCAACUUACUCUCUGAUAUUAAAAUUCGUGGAAAGGUUGCUGUCGGCUUGAAUCCAAACAUCAGAUUUUACAGGUACAAGGUUGGACAACAGUUUGGGCGUCAUAUUGAUGAAAGUGUUGACCUUGGAGGGGGAAAGCGCACCCAUUACACUUUGUUGAUAUACUUGAGUGGAGGUGUUAAAGUUAGGCCCAAAGGUAGAAGUGAUUCUAAUAACCCCAGUAAUGACUCUUCCUCUGAACCACUUAUUGGAGGAGAAACUGUCUUCUAUGGUUCAAGGAAUGGAGUGGUGGCUGAGGUUGCUCCCUUGGAAGGGAUGGCUCUUCUACACAUUCAUGGGGACAAGUGUAUGUUGCAUGAAGCUCGAAAUGUUAAGAAAGGUGUAAAGUAUGUGUUCCGUUCAGAUGUAAUUUUUGCUUGAACACAGGCAGAGUUUUUAAGGUUGAAUUGGUUUUGUAAGUUGAUCUAGAACCACUGUGUACUUCGCAUGUUUGUCAUCCUUCAUCUCAAUCAAUUUUGCUACUAGUGGAUUCCAAGUAAAUUUUUCUGGAAUGGUAGCUCACAUGUUUUUUCGUGUUCAUGGAUUGUAAUUGAACUAUACGACACUAUGGUUGGCCUGGUUGUACACGAAAGAAAUAUUUUCUAGAAUCCUUUUGGCA